Molecule: messenger RNA, 1629 nt
Organism: Symbiodinium natans
Lineage: Eukaryota; Dinophyceae; Suessiales; Symbiodiniaceae
Source: the annotation of a GenBank genome assembly
AUGGGUUCAAUCGGGUCUGUUGAGAUAGGCAGGUUUGCCUUCACCAACGCGCCCCUCGGCCACGACCUCGGUGAGUUCAUCAACUUGUCGACAGAUGGUACAGAGGCAUGGUCAGUUGCAGCCGCUUCCGCAGUGGCAUGGCGAAAUGAGUGGGAGGACGGGAAGAUCACUCUGGAGCAGCUCGCUCGACCUGGCUUCGGCUGCACCCUGCGCCGCUCCAACCUGAAGCGGCCUUGCCCCCGCACCAGCGAGGCGUCGGCAGCCAAUUUCAAGCGCAACGCGACCUUGGGAGAUGCCGCGGCGCCCGCCGCUCUGUCCAUGGCGACAUACAUCAACUAUGGGGAGGGUGAGGACGAUGCAAUUGUACAGGGAGCAGAGUGGCUGAUGAGACUGUUGCAAGUGCAGCAGGGAGCGGAUGCAGAGAAAGCUUUUACCGAGAAGUUCAAGAAAGAGUUUCAGGCGGUGCAAGACGCACCCAGGUACGACAUCGCCCCUGUCUUCGACUUGUUCGUUGACUAUAGUAAGAACCUGUUCACGGCCAUUCCGGAGAACAAGCCUGAAGAGCGGCUGAAAGAGAUCGAGAGCUUCUUCGCCUUGAUUCUCAGCAUGCUGUCCUACUUUGAGGACAGCGAGCACUUGGACAAGUCGACGACAAGACUGUGCGAACUGUUGAGCACCGACACAGAACAGCAGCCAGAGCUUCGGCUGCGACUCCUAAUGAUGUUGUACAACACGUUCAGCCCUCCUCUCCAGCAGAGAUACAGGAUCUUCAAGUACGCCUUGGACUAUGCAGCAGCGGCUGACAUGUUCGACCAGGUCUUGCCCUAUCUCGAGUACCUGGACUCCUGGAUGGCAGAUUGGGAGUCGUACCUCAAGAUCGACGAGAAGCGAGCUCUUUAUGCCGACAUCUCUAGACACAUGAGGGGCUACGGCAAGAAGUCGGAAGCCUUCCAGUACCUAAAGCAGUACCAUGGCCUCUUCCAGGGCGCGGCUUCGGAGGCCCUGACCAAACCAGAGGUCGUUGAACAGACCAUCCAGCUGAUCAAGGAUGCAGUGAUGCUCCCAGCUGUGAUUCAGUUCGACGACAUUUUGAUGCUGGACUCGGUCAAGGCCUUGCGGAGCACCUCGCAGGGAAACCUUGUGGGCUUGUGCGAAAUCUUCUUGUCUGGUUCUGUAGAUGACCUCAAGGACUUCCACAAGAAGAACGAAAAGCUCUUCGACGAGCAUUCCCUGAACUUUCAGGACGCGAUGUCCAAGAUUAGACUUCUGACCUUGGCCACCAUGGCUCGGGGACAGUCGGAACUUCCUUUAGACGACAUCGCAAAGCGCAUCCAGGAGAGCCCCACGGCAGUUGAGCCUUGGGUGGUUCGGGCGAUCUCGGAGGGAGUCAUUGACGGCCGCAUUGACCAGCUGAACCGGAAGGUGCUCGUGAAAUCAGCCUUCUUGCGCAAGUUUGAGAAGGAGGAGUGGAACUUCUUGGAUUCCAAGUUAUCGCAUUGGAUCGAGAACUUGGAGCAAGUAAUCAAGUUCCUUGGUGAGCAAAAAAACAAGACCGAGGCGGGACGGACGGCCGAAAGUCCCAGUGGUAUGCCGGAUAAACAUUUUGACUUUCAGGCUCUGACAGCCUAG